This is a messenger RNA of Elephantulus edwardii (Cape elephant shrew), 7212 nucleotides long. RefSeq names its product centrosomal protein 192kDa (gene CEP192). Gene Ontology annotation, cellular component: centriole; cytoplasm; pericentriolar material. Gene Ontology annotation, biological process: centrosome duplication; centrosome-templated microtubule nucleation; mitotic spindle assembly. The transcript has 43 exons. The record is from RefSeq and is a predicted model, not a curated record. Gene Ontology annotation, molecular function: protein kinase binding. Lineage: Eukaryota; Metazoa; Chordata; Mammalia; Macroscelidea; Macroscelididae.
AUGGAAGACUUCCGAGGUAUUGCUGAAGAGUCAUUUCCUAGCUUUAUGACUAGUUCCUUCCUUGGUAAUAGUGGCAUUUUGGAAAAUGUCACGAUUUCUUCAAAUCUUGGCCCCCCUGUUGCUGUUUCCACACUUGCUAGAGAUAGAACCACUACUAAUAACAGGUACUCAGAUAUCCAGGAAUCUUACUUGGUAGAAGGAAGAUAUUCAGUUCCGUCGGAAUCAUCUCACAGUAGCCAGAGUGAUGGUGAACCAAAACAGAGGUUACAGCUUAGCUUUCAUGAUGACGACUGUCUCUCUAGGAAUAAGAACCAUAUGGAAACUGAGCAUGUGGCAGAUACUCUUAUGAGAGAGUCGUCUUUGAAAAGUGAGGUCGCAGGAACAGAAGAUGAGCAUAUUCAGACUGCAAAAUCCUUCCAGGGCCAAGACAUUUCUGAUGGGAUCUCAGCACCCCAAGAUUCACCUGUUAAUUUUUGUUUACAGUCAUGCGUCAAUAAUAAGAAACUUGAGGUUGUUGGACCUGAUGCUGUAACACAAUUUGAAGACAAAAUGCCAAACAGUGAAUUAAGUGAAGUGGUCUUACUAGAAGAUGAAAAACUUCUGUCAAUGACUAGCUUUGAGGAUUUCUCUGUAGAUGAUAUGGAUGAUGAGCAGUUUUAUAAUGAUCACUUGAAGGCCUAUUUUGAACAACUAAUGAAUCCGGGAAUGAUAUAUGAAGACAUGGAAGGACAGGACAUUGUAGAAAAUGAUUUUAUUUUACCUAUAAUUGAUUAUAGUCAGGGAAGCAGAAGAGGUGAAGUUCUAGUGAACACAGUAGGGCCUCUGGAUGUGAAAAUUAACCUUGUCUGCUUUCAUGAUACAGAUACUGAGAAAGAUGUUUUUUCCCUGACUGGUUUCUUAAAGCAGGCGUCAGAGUCUCUACAUCAAGAUAAGCAUUUGACAACAUCUUCAGAAGCAGUGUUGAACCCAGAUAUUUGUUUAGGCACUGAGACUUCAAAAGUGUCCGUUAAAAAGAACAUGGACUUGAUCUCUUCGGUGCCUGUAAAUGACAAUGCUUCUAAGUCGACUGCUGCUGUCUGUUCAUCAACCAGUGAAAAACAAACAGGUGACUGUUCUGGGUUAAUUAAAAAGAGUAAAGACCAUUAGUGGAUGAAAAUGGAUCUGCCACAAAAUAUGGUCUAUCAAAACGAAGAGGGCAAAUGGGUAACUGAUCUAGCUUAUUAUACAUCAUUUAAUAAACAGCAAGAUUUAAAUACAUCUCUAAUUGAUGAAGUGAAUGAAGACUUCAUAUCUGGUUCUGAAGCAUUGGCUUUGAUUGCACAAGAUGAAAAAGAAUUUAAUGAAGAACAUCAGUUUAUGCAGGAAGAAAAUAUAGAUACUCAGAACACUUCAGUCACACCUGGAGACACAUCCUGGGGAAUUUUAUUUAAUCUAAAUCUGUUGAGGAGGUCUCUUAGCGCAUCUGAUUUGGACAAAGAUGAUCCCAGUUAUUUGUGUCUGUCUUUAGGAGAAUUCUUUGCUCAGCGAUCUGAAGCCCUUGGUUGUCUUGGUGGUGGUAACAAUGUGAAAAGACCUUCAUUUGGUUAUUUCAUUAGAUCACCAGAGAAGAGAGAGCCUGUUGCUCUGUUAAGAAAAUCUGAUACACCAAGCAAUUUUAAAAUUGAAAUGGAUAAUCAUAAUUUAUUUGCAGGAGGCUUAUUUGAGUCAUCCAAGGCACAAUUCAAUGAAGGAUCCUUUACACUUGCCAUUGAAGAAUUGGAGAGUAGUUCACAAGUUGAUGAAAGUGAUGUGACAUUAACUGCUGAUAAAGGUGAAAUGAAGGACACCUUCUUAAUGAACAGCCAGCCCGGAAGGUGCACAGAUGAAGUUUCUGAUAGUGGUGAUUCUGUACUUAGAAUAAGCACCAUUGCUUUAGCCAUUUCAAGUGCAGCUGUCAGUACAGAACCUUCUCAGCUUGCUGCUAUGAUAAAAUCACUUUCAAAUAAAACCAGAAAGAAGACUUUUAAGGAUGACCAUAAACCAAGAGGCUUUCCCAUUGUGUCUGAUGAUUUAGAGAAAAGUAAUGGUUCCAACUCAUUUGACAUGGAGAAAUACCUUAAAAAAACAGAAGUAAGUAGGAAUGAAGUUGGACUGGAAAAUUUUUCAAGAACUGAUGUGUCUAAUAAUGGGGAUUUAUCUUUACCAAAGGAACAUACCACACCUACCAUCUAUUCAGUGGGUUUAGUUGCUGCUGAUCUAAGGGGAAUGGCAGCAGAAAAAUACACAGCAGCUCUUCAUAAUGAAAACAGAGAGAACCAGAAGUCAUAUAACACUAUAAAGUCCUCAAAUCCAGUUCCCACAAAUGAAAGCAAUAAAGAGAGCACCACAGUUUCCAGUAGUACCCGAUUCCCAGAUGUUGGUAAGAGUGAAAAAAUUCAUUCUGUUUCCACACUAUCCAGUAGUUACUCUUUAGGAAAGAACUCCACAAUAACAUCUCUUUCACUAUUAAAAGAAUAUGAAGAAAUAGAAAAUAAUAGUGAAAAUCAGAGACAAACAGCAUCUGUUAGUGAAUUAAACAACAGUAAGAAGCCUGUAACUUUGGGGAAACAUUUGGUGAUCUCACCUGAAGAUACUGAUUUGAAAAAUACCUUUCUUGAACAUGGUGGACAUGGUUCAGAGGGUGACCAGCAUAGUUUCCGACCAUCCACUUCACCGCUGAGUCAUUCUUCUCCUAGUGAAGAGUCUGAGACAGCUUUAUCAGGGUUACGUUCUCCACGUAUGGAGGCUCUCUCUCCUGUGUUAUCAGUCAUGCACAAGGAAUGCAAUAACACCAGUGAGUUGAGCACCACAAUUAUUCGAGUCAGUCCAACUCUAAUGGAAGAACACAUCGUGGAAAAUUUGGAAGAAAAGGUUUCUUUCCAAGGUAAAGAAAAAAGAACAUUAUUGUAUGUUAUUCAGAACAACUUAGAUAAAAAAAAAGUGACUGACACUAUUUUCCUGAAUAACCAAAGUAUAGAUGUGCGACCUACUAUUAAUGUAUAUAAAGAUGGUUAUUCUGAACAUGGAGAUUUCUGUGAAACUACUCUGGUAGGUUUGACAUCAAACACUAAUGAAUUGGACCAUCUCAAUAUGGCUCUACCAGGUAGAACUUAUCAUCUGGCUUUGUCACCAGCUGGUUACCUCUUUACAUUGUAUCCAGAAUCUGGUAAAAAAAGUAAAGAAGUCAAUUCCAAAGACACAUUUACUGCCAAGAGUGAAUUCAGUAACCAGAUUCCUAGCCAGGUGGCUCGUGACACCCAGAACGCCCAGGUGCCUAACGUAGAAGGCCUCAGCUCUGCUGAGACACAGCACCUGUCUGCUGCUGUUCCUGUACUCUUGACUAAAUGUUCUCUGCCCUCAGCGACUUUUGCUCAGCAGUAUUUGGGAGUACUGCCUUCAGCUGGAAACAUAGCAUUACCUGCACUUCAUGUUCGGGCUGCCACAAUCUGUGGGUUUUCAGGAGAUUGUCCACAUCUUGCUAUCGCAGAAGAUCAUGCUCAGAACUCAGUGGCUGUGGGGAGUUGUCUAGGACAAAAUUUCGGCUCUGGUUUGAUGGGUACUACUUCUUUUUGUAACCCAUACUAUAAUUCCUUAAGUCCAUAUCUUCUAAGUACAGUAAAACCUUUUUCAUCUGUUGGUAUAAGCUGUGGAAAUGGACUGUGGAAUUCAGAGAAAAUAUCAGAAUUUGGGAGUGUAAGAGUACCUCAGGAGUUGCGGUUUCGUCACGCUUGCUGUGUUGGUAUUGUUUCCCAAACCCACCUCAGUGCUUUGAACCCUACUGACCAUUGGCUGCAGGUCAACAUUGGGGUUCUUAAUGUCAGUGCUAAUGGGGAGAAGGUGGAUCUUUCAACAUAUCCAUGUUUCAUUUUCAAGAAUAAAGUCAUUGUAAGACCUCAUACAAGAGAGGAGAUAAAAGUACUUUUUAUCCCAUCUGAUCCUGGGAUUUUUAGAUGUGUAUUCAGCAUUGCGUCUUGGCCGUUUUCAGCAGAUGCUGACACAGUAUUACAAGCCAAAGCCCUGGCCAGCAGAGUCAUUCUCACUGCUAUUGCUGAGAUGCCUUUCGUUGAGGUAGAAACAGAAAAGAAAGAUAUUCUUGACUUUGGUGACUUGAUUUAUGGAGGCUGGAAAGCACUCCCAUUAAAAUUGAUAAACAGAACACACACCACUGUGCCGAUCAGACUUGUUAUAAAUGCUAAUGCUAGCAGCUGGCACUGCUUCACAUUUUCUAAGGAACCAGUUACUACUUCUCUGGAAGGAGUUCCCUAUGCUGAUGUCUUUGCUCAAGUAGCAACAACAUCUGUGAUAAAUCAUGUGAUGCCUGCUAGCUAUGAUGGACAGGAUCCAGAAUUUUUUAUAGUUUGGGUUCUUUUCCAUAAUCAAAAAAAUCACAUUUGUUCUUCAGACAUUCUGGACCUCGCAGAAGAAUUCCUGGCAAGAGUUGAUAUAGAACUUGAUAGUCCAAAUCCUACCCCAGUUAUUAAAAGUAUUAAACUUCGAGCAAGAGCAGGAAUAGCUAAGAUACAUGCUCCAAAAGACUUGCAGUCUAUUCAUUUAUUCGCCAGCAUGGCUUCUUCAACAAAGCAAAACCUACCUUUGAAAAAUGCUGGAAACAUUGAUGUUUGUUUAGAUAUCAGGAUCCCAGAUAAAGGAAAUCACUUUUCAGUGGAACCAGAAAAUCUAUUCCUUAAAGCUGGAGAAGAAUGUGAAGUUACAGUUUCAUUUACUCCAGAAGAUUACAAAGCCUGUGAACAAAGGAUCAUGAAAAUAUUUGUGCAGCCAUUUGGACCUCAGUAUGAAGUAGUGUUAAAAGGUGAAGUAGUAUCUUCGGGAAAUAAAUCUCUAACACCUGGAUCUUGCUGUUCAGAUAUUCCAUCAGUUUUAUCCAACAAGCAGUUUCUGGCUUGGGGAGGCGUCCCACUUGGCAGAACACAGCUUCAGAAGCUAGCUCUCAGAAAUAAUUCUACAUCUAUAACCCAACAUUUACAACUGGUUAUUAGAGGACAGGAUCAAGACUGCUUUCAGCUUCAGCACAGUUUUGGUUCAGAAGAGCGAUUGACCAGUAAUUGUGAGAUCAGAAUUCGUCCAAAAGAAGACGUUAACAUCAAUAUGUUAUUUGCACCUACUCGAUUAUCUUGUAUGUUGGCUAAACUAGAAAUUAAACAACUUGGAAUUCAGUCACAACUAGGCAUUAAGUUCACAAUACCCUUAUCUGGAUAUGGUGGAACAAGUAAUCUGAUUUUGGAAGAUGUUAAAAAAUUGCCUGAUUGUUACAUGAUUACAAUGAACGACUUAAAUCCUGGUGAGGAAAGUCGAGUUCUGUUUUCUGUUCGGAACACUGGCUGUCGCGCAGCUUUUGUUAAAGCAGUAUGUUUUAAGGAUUCUCAGAAAAAAGUUUUGCUGGAUCCUAAAGUGAUGAGGAUUUUUCCAGAUAAGUUUGUGCUCAAGGAAAGAACACAAAAACGUGUUGCUAUCAUAUAUAAUCCAACAGACAGAAGAAGCAGUUACAGAAUGACAACAGAAAUAUCUACUGUAUACUUCUUUGGUGGUGAUGAAAUUUCAAGACAGCAAUAUCGAAGGGGUUUACUGCAUAAGCCAGAGAUUAUAGAAAAGAAACUGCCAAAACAUGGUCUGCUGCAGAACAUAAAUUUUGCAGAAGCAUUUCAAGAUGAGCUGGGAGUCACUGAAGUAAACGAUCUUCCUCAAUGCCCUAAUGAUAUUCAACUCUUCUAUGGAAACAUGCAUAAAAUCAUACUUUCAGUGACUGGAGAAUUCAGGGAUUCCAUAUCUGGCAGGGAAUUUCUACAGCCUUCUUCCAAACAUAGCUUGGAAUCUAAAAGUGGAAUAGGGAGUUCUGGAAGACACGGUGGCAAUAUUUCUUUGGAUGUAUUACCAGUUAAGGGUCCUCAAGAUUGUCCAUGUCUUUCACAAGCUGUUUUUACAUCUCAAGAUAAAUUAGCUUCUGAAGAAAUAUGGUCUGUCCACCCUGAACACUUGACUUUGAUAGCUCCUUCUCCAUGUGACAUGGGGAAAACUAGACGUUUCCUUAUUUUAAAUAGUUCUGUUACAUUACUGAAAUUUGAACUCUGUUGGCCAGCACAUUGUCUGACAGUAACACCUCAACAUGGAAUUAUUGAACCAGAGAGUAAACUACAAAUUCUUGUGAGUCCCAGUUCCUCCUUAUCCACAAAUCAUUCACUGUUACCGUGGAGUGGGUUGAUCUAUAUACAUUGUGACAAUGGACAGAAGAAAAUUGUAAAAGUUCAAAUUAAAAAUGACCUGACCCAAGAAGAACAUCCUUUUGAGUGUUGGAGCUCAAGCCCAUUUGGAAUCCUUCCCUCUGCACCUUCUGUUGGUCAUGUGGUGAUACCAGCGAAGCAGCCACCUUCCACAAAAGUGGAAAUAAGAAAUAAACUUGUCACUUUUCAUACAACAGAACUGGGUGCAACUUCAGAAAAUUAUCUGGAGCUUGACAAUCAUGGUAACACAGAUGUUAAAUGGCACCUGUCCUCUUUAGCUCCGCCCUAUGUCAAGGGAUUUGAUGAAAAUGGAGAUGUUUUUAGAGCUACCUGUGCAGCAUUCAGAUGUACUCCUGUUUCUGGCAGGUUGGAAAGUCACAAAAUCCAAAAGGUUUCCAUCACAUUUUUGCCCAGAGUCCGAGGGAAUUAUGCUCAGUCUUGGAAUGUUGAGUAUCACCCUGUCAAAGAGCCACACAUUAAGAACAUGCUGCGAUUCCAACUCUCUGGUCAGUGUAUCCAAGAAAAAAGUGAGCCGGAAAAGCCAUGCAGUUCCACAGACACCCUCGUUAAGAUUAAUUAUUCCAUUAGGCCCCGAAGACAAAGUUUAUCUGAAACUCCUGCACCUAUACCUAGGAAAAUUGACCUAACCCAUCAUGGAGUUUAUGCACCAGAAGAUGUAUAUCUGUUUCUGCCAACAAGAGUUGGGGACUCAAGGACGCUAAAAGUCAAUUUGCGAAAUAAUUCAUUCAUUACCCACAUGCUGAAAUUUUUAAGUCCCCGAGAGCCUUUCUACAUCAAACAUUCAAAAUACUCUUUAAGAGCCCAGCACUACAUCAACAUACCAGUGCAGUUUAGGCCUCAUGCAAUGGGCACAUUUGAAGCUUUGCUGGUUAUUCAGUCGGAUGAAGGGAAGAGUAUUGCUAUUCGACUAACUGGUGAAGCUCUGGAAAAACAGUAA